Symbiodinium natans is the source of this 1149-nucleotide messenger RNA. NCBI's taxonomy places the organism in Eukaryota, Dinophyceae, Suessiales, Symbiodiniaceae. The record is from the annotation of a GenBank genome assembly.
AUGCUGCGGGAUGCUCCCAGAACUUUGAAGACAUCCAGCCUAGCCGUGACUUCUAAGGACGCCGUCUCUGUUUUUGCCGACUGCAGUGCAGUUAUCGAGCAAAGCGGUGGCAUGAGUGGCAGUUUCGUCUCGGGUGUUUCCCGUGCGAACUCUACGGCCGCACAGUGGUUGAAAUCUAAUCCGGGCGCCUGCGCUCCGGCCAAUGGCUGCCUGCAGGACUUCCAGCCCCAGUUGGUGGUCUGUGGCACCCUGGCCGUGGGCACCUGUAUCCGAUACGAGGCAGCAGCGUCAGUUCCCGUGGUCUACGUUUUCCUCUGUCGAGAGCUGCUGGACUUCUUCGGUGACGUGUUGCAAGUCCAACCUCAUCGUCCCUGCUUCCUGGCCACCUCCCCACUCCUCGAUUGCGAAGUGCUGCCGGCAGCGGGUCAGCUGAGGCAAACGGGCACAUGGGAUCUGCCGGACUCCGCAGAGGUCCCGUUAAAGCUGCAGGACUUCCUGGAUGCCGGCGAGGCCCCUGUGGCCAUCGGCUGGGGCUCCAUGAUCGCCCAGGGAAUGCCGCGACCGGCCAUGCUGGGUCUUGCGAUCCGUGCUCUGCGGCAGCUUGGCGCCCGCGGCGUCGUCCUGGGGGGCUGGGCGCGGCUGGAGGAGCUGGCCGCCGAGCUUCGAGAAGGCAAGUUGCCGAGUAUUGGCGAGGAUUGGAAUGAUCUUGCGCGCUACGCCACGGAAAACAUUUGCUGCGUCUCCGAGGCGCCGCACUCCUGGCUUUUUCCGCGCUGCUCAUGCAUCGUCCAUCAUGGUGGUGUGGGCACAACGCAGGCCGCCGUCCGGUCCGGCAAACCCUCAGUCAUCACGCCCAUAUUCGGAGACCAGUUUCAGAAUUCUCUGAACAUCAAGCGCUUGGGCGUGGGUGUUGGCUUUACCUCGGCCUUGCCGGAGAUCUCAGUCGAGAGCUUGACUGACGCCAUUCGGUCUGCCUGGAACAUGUCAGAGGCCGCUGCCUCUGUGGGCACCCGUGCCUCCCGCGAGCGAGGCUUGCAGGAUGCUGCGCAGGCCCUCCAGGAGUUCCUGCUGCUGCAGCUUCGGAGCGGCCUUUGGGACCUGCGCCUCCGGGAGCUGGAGGAGCUGAAGGAUGUCCCAGCCAAGCUCUGA